Molecule: messenger RNA, 5658 nt
Organism: Centrocercus urophasianus (Greater sage-grouse)
Lineage: Eukaryota; Metazoa; Chordata; Aves; Galliformes; Phasianidae
Gene: TAGLN3
Product: transgelin 3
Exons: 6
Coding region: 4644-5243 (199 amino acids)
Molecular function (GO): protein binding
Source: RefSeq, a predicted model, not a curated record
GAGUACCUUCAUCUAUCCUUAGUUAUUUUUGCUAAGUACUCGUAAUUUAAGUUGUUAGUAAGCGUCUUCAUUAUCCUUCACUUUUGGCAGGUCUGAAAAUGACUUCUGGGCUCAUCUGUCACUAAGUGUAGUACAGAUGUGGGGAGUGAUGCUGCUGCCAUGUGGAACGUGGAAGCUCUGGACACAAGCAGAGCAACUCAGCAUAUUCUCUUGUUGAUUUUGAUCAAAAUACCUGGGGUAUUUUUCUUCAGUGCAUAACAACAUACAGAUCAUUAACUCCUGCCAAGGAAUCAAAUUUCAUGAGUAAGUAACAAAAAGCCUAUAUAGCAAGUCACAGAAGCUUGAUUACCAUAUAAUAUCAAAGAAUCAAGUGCUAGAUGUCACCAAAAGAAACAGAAGCAUUAACCACUGACUUCAGUUGUCUCUGUCCUUAAUGAUGGUUUUGUUUCCAGUUUGCUGCAAAAAUCUGUGGAACUACUUGAAUUGUGAAACACAGAUGAUUCUUCUUUCUGAAGGGAGGGAAAUGUUGGAUUCUUUUGCAUAUGUGUGUGAUUAAGCUCUGCAGUAGACCAUAAUGCACUGAAAAAGUCUAUAAAGCAUAUUAAACUGGUUUCCUAUCAAGCAAGUACUCAGCCUCUGAAUAGGAGUUUGUAAAUCCUCAACAAGAUUUAGAAGAUCCUGAGACUUAAGACUGCUUCUGCUGUCAAGCGGCCUGGAAAGCAAGUUGUCUCCCAGGUUCUGAUAUCUCUGCCACCUGGUUUGUGCUGUUAAAAGAUGGCAAUGCUCAAAUAGCUUUUUGUUUGUUUGUUUUCAUGUGUAGAACGUAUCCAAGUAUCUUACGACAAAGAAAGGCCAUAAACAGACCAGGUCUGCAGAAUACUUCUCUGUCCUUGCAUUUCUCUACAGAUGCCCUGGGCUUGCACAGCGUUCAUAUUUAUACUUAGCAUCAUCUGUGCAUCUCUAGAAACUGCAGCGUCAGCACAUAGGUGUAUACAUAGGGAGCAUCUUCAGCAAACCUCCAGAAGAGUUUCCUUGUGAAAGGAUGUGCUCAAAAUUCUACAACUUUGGAAACUUUCCUUUUUUUUUUUUUUUUUGUUUUUGUUUUUGUUUUUAUUUUGUAACCUGGUUGUGAAAUACUUGCUGUUGCAUUGUGGUGACUGGGGGAAUGGAGCCUGGAUUUGCCAGUUAUUCUAAUUGCUGGAUUGCUUUAUCUCAUGGGAGUUGAUCAGCAUACUUUUGACAGUAUUUGGGGAUGGCUGAAAUCACCAGACUCUUUCUAUGGAGCGAGUUGACAAACACCAAAUCUAACAAAGGUCAAGGGUUGCUUUGUGAGAGAGCAAGGUAUACUUUUCUCUUUGUGUUCCAGUUAGAAGGCAUUGAAGGCUGUGGGUCUAAACACAGGUAGUGAGGAAAUUAACAUCAGCUUUACUGUUGCUGGCAGCUGUUCGCAGAUUUACAAAGAUUUUGAAACUUGUAAUAUUGUGAUUAUCUGUAUUAUUUGAAGCAUAAGAUGAGCCACGGCAUUUACAGGCAUUAAAUCUUAAUUUGAAGUCUUCAAGCUCCCUCUCCAUUUGCUAAAAAGAAUUCUAUUUUAGCUCCAUCUUCCAUUCACUCGGUAGAAUUCUAUUUUAGUUCUAAGUUCCAAUCUUGGGUUACCAAGGAAAAAUAAAUGAGACAAAAUCUAUUGGAAACUGUAAGUGGAAUGUUCUAAUGGUAAUACCUUUGCUGCUGAAAGUCUGAUCCUUUCUUCCAUGUCAUGAUUCUGACCAUCAGUCUGUUGUAUACAUUUAUCCAAGAAAAGAAACUUGAAUUCUCCUUUGCUUUGAAACCACAUGUGCUUGCCAUUUCUUAACUUGCAGUUUUGGUGAGCUAAACAGGUAAUCCUUCUUACUUCCUAUUUACUGCAAAGAGUCUAUUGUCAGUCCUCUGGUCACUGGAAUAACUAUUUGAAUUUCCUGUAUUCUUUCAUCACUGUUUGUGGAGAGUGAGUGUCAGAACCAGCUGUAGUGAUUCUCAUUGCUGCUGCACCUUCUGCACUUAGCUCAGUGGAGUCCUUUGGUCACAGUAUCUUACCCAGACACUGUGCCCACCUGAUGAUAUUCCAUCACCCUCUGUGUUUCAGCAUCUGCUGCUCUGCAGAACAGUGCUACAUUCUAUAAAGCAGUUUCCUGUCUCUGACUAUGGCUAUGUUGAAAUACCAUUUUACCUGCUUCCAGGUAGACUGUUUUCAAGGAGUUGUCAUUAUUUUUGUUGUUUGUUCAUUGAAGCUUGUGAAGCUUAUGUUACUGAGAGUUUGGGCUUCCUUUGUUUUUGCUGAUAACACAUUAAAUAGCUCAGGCCUGGAAACACGUUCCUGUACAAACUCAAUGAAAAUAUACCUGAUAAUUAAUUUCUCAAUUACAGUCAUUACAGUUAGCUUUAAUUUCUUUACUGAGUCGUAUUGCUUUAGAAUCAGUUUAGCUCCCUGAUCAAUUAGUGUGCAGUCACUAAGCACACUGUAUUGCAGAGCUCUUAGUACAUUGUAUCAUCACCAUCUCUUUUCAAGCCAAACUCGUUCCAUUGUUUUUUCUGUGGCUUGAUGACAUAAGAGCAGGCUUACAAUUUGAUUGCCGUGCUUUGAAAAUAUUGGUAUGAGUCUGGUGUUUUUCCAAUCUUCUGCAGCUUUCCUGGGUUUCAAAGCCUUAUUAAAAAUUGAUAUUGAAGGACAAGAUGGCUUUUCAGCUUUCUUGGCCUGAGUGAUCCCUCGAGAACACGUUGCAGAGCCAACAUCUGUGAAGGGAGAGACCUUUGCUCUUCAGCUCAAGAGAGUUAAAUUACCCACUGCUGCCCCCAAGUCAGAAAGAAGGUCAGAGGCUUGUGCAAGGAGGCAUGGCUUUAGUGAAAUCCCAUUGCUAGUAAGCACACAGCACCCUGAUGUGACCAGAAACAAAUGAGCAGUCUUGGGAGCUCUGUUUUAAACAGAAGAAUAAAAAAGAUCUGACAGUACAAAAUGUAGGUUGGUUUUUUUUUUUUUUAUUUUUGUUUUUGUUUUUGUUUUUGUGGGACUGGCCAAAGAGUGGAAGGUCCUAACUAUCUUGUGCUGUAUUUUACUGUUGCAGCUGCAGUUUGCUCCUACUCCAGUCUUCAGGCUUGGUUUGCACUCUUGGUCCUGCACAUUUGCUUUGCAUCUAACAGCGUGUUCUCAGGAAUGGAAAGUGUUCAAGUGAUGGCCUUGUCACGUAACAGGCUCUGAGUUAUGUAAUCCAAUAUUUCAUGGGGUUUUAAAACUACCAGUGCAUAGAAGAGAAAGCACUAAAUGAAAUGCUCGUGGAAGACAACAGUAAAUCAGGUCAUCUAUUAAAUUUUUCAUCUCGAGUUUUUUCAAGCCCAGGAGCAUCCUGAGCAGUAUAAAUCUGAGAAUUUGUGGUUAUAAAAUAAGGAAAUAAUGGAUGAGGAGGCCAUUAUGAGACAGGUAAACAAGCAGCUGUACUUUUUUUCUCCUUAUUUUAUUUUUUUUCCAAGGCUGUAGAAGGAGUUUUUCUGGUAAUGCUGACUGUGAAUCCUUCUUGGGUUUGUCAGCCUCCUUUCAUUUCCAGCUGAUCGCAAUUCAUUUGCCAAAUGGGAGCUGUUUCUUAGCAGGGCUGAUGCAACUCAGACUGGAGUGCAGUGAUUUUGUUUAACAAAGAAUAAACCUGUGCAAAUGACAUCUGAAGAAGAAUCUCUUCUCUUUCCUCUCUUCCCUUUUCCUCCCACCACUGCAGUGGUACAAUCAAAAUUAAACCUCUGUACAUGGGCAUAGCUCCCUUGCUAUUGCUGGAGGCAUGCUGACUCACACCCACAGAAAGCACAACCUCUGUGCUUUACAGUAUAGUUACUAAUUUUCACUGAUCCUCCCUUGUUUUUAGUGGCUCAAGUUAUUUUCUUGGGAUGAUAUCUGGUAGCCUAAUAUAUAGCACAGAUAGGGUGAUGGUAACACUCUGCUUCCUGCUUUCUCUUCCUUGGCUUUCCAUCUUAUUCUCCCUGUACUGUAGCUUUUUUGAGCACUUGGGCAGGCUGGAGGAGAAAUUACUUUUCAUGCUGUAAACCUGCUAGCAUCAUGCUGCAGAACAGGGAGAAAAAAGGUUCUGCUUCUGCUUCAUGUUUAAAAAUAAAUGAAAUGUGUAGUAAAUUGUGAAAUGUGUAUGCCCUUUGUGUAACAGGGCAUAUGAUGAAGCCCCUCUGUUUACAUUGCUAACUAUCGGGAGCUGGGAUGCUUGCUGUAGUUUGGGGUGAUGCAGACUAGGUGGAAUAAAGCUGAGUCUGUGGGGUGAACCGCACAGGGCUGAGAAAACACGCCUGAGAGCAGUCUGCAGAUGGGCGAGAUAAACAGAUCCCCCAGCUGCAACGGAGGAGGCAGGCCUCUUUAAUGGCUCUUAGCAACGCCCCUGCUCUGACCCUCCUCAUAUGUGAGGAAAAUCAAAUCAAUACACUGUUCUUCAAACCACGAUGCUGCAGCAGCAGCAGGGCAUUGUGGCAGCCUCUGUCUCUUAAAUCCAUUGACGCUUUUCAGGUUGCUGAUCUGGAUAUCCAUCCCUGCAUCUCUGCUGAAGAAGAACCCGACUGCAUCUCAAAAGGAUUCCUGGAGCUCCCAUGUAUAACCUUCUUCUUACUGGCAAGCGUUAGAAAUGGCUAACAGAGGACCAAGCUAUGGCUUAAGCCGAGAAGUUCAGGAAAAGAUUGAACAGAAAUAUGACCCGGAAUUAGAGUCUAGGCUGGCGAACUGGAUUAUCGUGCAGUGUGAGGAACAGAUCGAACCCCCUCCUCCUGGAAGGCAGCAUUUCCAGACCUGGCUGAUGGAUGGAACGCUGUUAUGCAAGUUAAUAAACAGUUUACAUCCAAAGGGAAAUGAACCCAUUGCAAAGAUCUCUGAAUCAAAAAUGGCUUUCAAGCAGAUGGAACAAAUUUCUCAGUUCUUAAAAGCUGCUGAAAUCUACGGAGUAAGAACAACAGAUAUUUUCCAGACAGUGGAUUUAUGGGAAGGGAAGGACAUGGCAGCAGUGCAGAGAACCUUAAUGGCUCUAGGCAGUUUGGCAGUCACCAAGGAUGACGGAUGCUACAAAGGGGAUCCAUCCUGGUUUCACAGGAAAGCACAGCAGAAUCGACGGGGGUUUUCAGAAGAGCAGCUUCGUCAGGGACAGAACGUAAUAGGCCUUCAGAUGGGCAGCAACAAAGGAGCCUCACAGUCGGGUAUGACGGGCUAUGGGAUGCCAAGGCAGAUUAUCUAAAAGCACCUCUGUCUGUAGAGAAAACACUCCUGCAGCAUGGUCUGUUCAGCAACAACAGAAAAAGAAAAAAAAAAAUAAAAAAAAAAGCUCAUUAGUUCUCUUUCUGCCUGGUUUUAAUAGUUAGUGCUCUGAGGUGUGGGGUAUUUUUUGUUUGGUUUGUUUUAUUUGCAGCUACAGGAGUUCAUCUAGGAACUUGGGUUUUCGUGGUGUUGUGUGUCAGUUCACAGCACAUGCGCACUGCUGCCUCCUACUUUUCACUUCUGAACUAUGCAAAGACAAUUAUUCUGUUUUAAUUUAUUUGCAAAGUGUUAUCUUCCAUAUUUGUCUCACAUUUCUCUUAUAUCUCAACCAGUAAUCUCGUUCUUCAAUUCAGUGAUGACAUUGUUUGAUCUAAGAAUAAAGACAUUUAAACACA